Molecule: messenger RNA, 370 nt
Organism: Phyllotreta striolata
Lineage: Eukaryota; Metazoa; Arthropoda; Insecta; Coleoptera; Chrysomelidae
Source: the annotation of a GenBank genome assembly
GCGAUGUACAAUCAUACUGUUUAUUACAUGCUCUUACGUGGCCUGUACGAUUCGGGUAUACAGCGGCGAUUACAAAUACACCCACAUGAGACCUCUGCAGCUGUUUUCUCCGCAAAAAAAGCAGGCCCGUGGAUAUUUUAGAAACUAUGAUGUGGCAGAACAACAGCCAGAUAUUAUAAACAGGCACUACUACAACCAAAAUAUGUUAUCGAAUCAAGGGAGAGCGACAUUGGAUGAAAUCAACCGAGGGCGUCUCAAAAAUCGUGAAAAAAUAGCGGCUUUGUUUAGAAGACCUCAGUACAGACCCAUCAAUUCGCCUAAUUUUAGAGGUAGAGGUGGAAGAAGGAAUUACAAGCCAAUAAUAUAUUAA